This is a messenger RNA of Ostrea edulis (European flat oyster), 1423 nucleotides long. RefSeq lists its product as uncharacterized. The coding region runs from base 1 to 1317 and encodes 438 amino acids. Lineage: Eukaryota; Metazoa; Mollusca; Bivalvia; Ostreida; Ostreidae. The transcript has 9 exons. The record is from RefSeq and is a predicted model, not a curated record.
AUGGGAGCUUCCUGUACGUGCUAUGCUACUGUUUCUCCUGUUGUUGUGGAAACAAGAACAAUAGUGAAAGAGGAUUCUCCGGAUUUAGGAGACACAGGUACAAAAAUGCAGUCCCGUAAAACCUCGCGCUUUAAGCGCCGGAGCGAGCUCUCUGUGACGUCAGACGAUAAUCCCCAGCAGGUAUACUUAAUCCAUCUGUCCGCAGUCCUUCUUAAUCCCAGCGACUGUCCACAGCUAGUGGACUUCAUUUUGGACAAACCCGUCAUCAUGGUGGAGGUUGGUGUGGUGGUGGACAAGGGAGGCAAAUCUGGUGGACCGAAGAAAAUAAUAGUAGAACCGGAAAUUGACUGGGACGGUCUGGAUAUUACACAACAAGUACCUCGCCGUUUAUCUCUGUCUAAUGGUACCACCCGGGUGUACGGAGUACUAUCAAGGUCAUUCAACUGCCAGCUAGGCAACGAGAAAGUCACUCUCAACGCAUUGCUUCUGGGACAAAAACAGAUAUCGCUGACGACAGAUAUCCAGGACGAUAAGGAAUACUCCCUGCGUGACGUCACGGAUAUGUUUAAAUGUUUCAUGGCAGAAAACACUGGAAAUUCGAAAAAGAUUUCAACCAUUCGAAAAGUGUCAUUUGCGGAACGCAUCAGGAACAAUUCUGGCGAAGAUUAUGACGGGAAAGAAGCGGAUACCGACUCCAGAAGUUCCCGCCUCAUUUCUGCAUAUCUCGCAGACGAUAGUGUACGUCAGCACGUGCAGACAGGGAAAGAAAUCCUGAGGAAAGUAUCCGUUGGGGAGACAGUUAUAACAUUGCCUGAUAAGGAAUCUGUGACAAUAAUUUCAAAAUCCAUUAAAGAAGAGAAAAUUCGGAGUUCACCUCCUGAGACUGAGUCACAGUCACACCAGAAGAGACAGCGGCGGUACUCACUGGAGGAGAAACUGGUGUCAAAGGAGAAGAAAAAGAUCGCAAACGAGAACGUCCACAGACGACAUUCCGUGGGAGACCAAAGACGAAAGAACGUGCGAAAGGUGACUCCACAUUGCAAAGUCCUCGUUACAGAACCCGGCGCGUGGUGCGCUAAAGAUCCCGAAUUGUCAGAGCUUGAGGAGGAAGAAAACGAACGUAGACUCUCUACAGUAACAGACACGAGUGACAAUGUCUACGCCAGCACGUGCAGUCUGCAGCGCAAAAUAUCCUCCUCCGUGGAUUAUUUCCCAUUGUCUGGGAGUUACUUUGAUCCGAUCACUGAACUCUCGUGCGAGGAGGACGAUGGCGACCGGAAGAAGAGAGACAAGCAGCGAUCAGUUAGUUUCACGUGACAUGUAGUCCUGUUCUCAUUUUUGUCUCUGAUGAAUACUUCUGUUUGGGACUUUGGGCAUUCUGAAUACUAUGUAUAUGUCAUGAUUAUCGGUUGUAAGAUUAAAA